Molecule: messenger RNA, 639 nt
Organism: Cladophialophora bantiana CBS 173.52
Lineage: Eukaryota; Fungi; Ascomycota; Eurotiomycetes; Chaetothyriales; Herpotrichiellaceae
Exons: 2
Coding region: 1-639 (212 amino acids)
Source: RefSeq, a predicted model, not a curated record
AUGUCGCUCGGGAAUCUGGAUCCCGAGGAGAAAGAUGAGGACGGCAACCUGCUGUGGGACGAUAUUGUCCCAUUUUGUUAUCUAUCUCCCGCAUACAGUUUCAAUGACCUUGAGAUUUUGCGUUGUUAUGGACUUGAAGUGGUUUACAUGGAAGACCUUGUGGCGCGAGCUGAGGCAGACCUUGAAUUGCCGCGUUCAAGGAUGAGGACCUCAAAGAUGAGGAUUGGCUUUCCCGCAUCAACCGAUCAUGUUCGAAACGCAAUAUUUGAACGCUAUCGUUCCUCUGCAAGCACGGCCAAUGUCAGCCUCCAGACCUCUCGAAAACAUCUGGAGUACCUGUAUCUGACCCAGAAGCACGAGAGUGUCGUUGUGCCGCUCGCUUUCAGCCGUAUAUAUGUUUGCUCAGAGGGAGAAGAGGCUCUUUUCCCGAGGAAGGUAGAUGUAUACAAAGCCGACAACAGCGACUACGGCGUAAAGAAACUGCUGAAAGCUACGCCACCCGGCCCAAAGCCUGGCGAUGGCACGCCAGGGCUUUCUGUUCCAACCUUGCAUCGAAUUUAUCAAGAAGACAUCCCUGAAAGUCCACCAGGGCAUCCCUUGACCUGGAACGGCUUCCUCAACAAGUACCUCGACAUCUAG